AUGAGUACUUACACCGUGUACGAAAGCAACAGCGACUACUUUUCCUACGACGGCAUUUCUCACGAUCAACCAGUACUAGAACAUUUUGGCCGCAAGUUUACGAAGGAUACGAAAGACACAAGAUGGUCUACCCUGUGGAGUGACAUCGAUACUCUGAAUAACAAUGACGACGGAGAUGUCUACAAAGUUAUCUUCCUCGGACGACAUGCGUUAGCCACUAAUUCAAGCCUAACUGAAUGGGAUGACGACAAUGACACUGUCUGGGCUCAGGACAUUCCAUUAGUGGAUUCUCCGCUGACACAAGACGGAUAUCUCCAAGCCUUCAACGUACUGUCAAAAUGGCAGGAGGAGAAUAGUCUGGACGCUGGAAAGUGUAUCGGAAUCCCAGAUAUCUCUUACGUUAGCCCCAUGGCGAGGGCUCUCGUGACGAACAGCAUCACUUUCUCCCCGCAGCUUAACGCUAGUGGGGGACCGACUAUUCAGACAGUCGUUCACGAGAAUUGUCGGGAGCAAGUCUCUCGUAAGGGAGACGAAGUAGAACAUCGCAGAUCGAAGAGAUGCAUCAGCGAAAUGUUCCCGAAAUUUACCAUGGAGGACGGCUUUGCUGACGACGAUCCUCUUUGGGGUACGAAGGAGACAUCCGAUGAUGUUACCAAUCGAGCGACUGAUAUUCUGGACUCGAUAUUCGACGACGACAACGACGACAAGAACUUUGUAUCGAUCACCGGCCAUGGUGGGAUCAAUUCCUCUAUUUUGGGCAUCGUCGGAUUGGAUAACCUCAAAGCAAAAGUCCACCAUGGAGGCCGGACUCUUGUGUAUUAG
Molecule: messenger RNA, 822 nt
Organism: Laccaria bicolor S238N-H82
Lineage: Eukaryota; Fungi; Basidiomycota; Agaricomycetes; Agaricales; Hydnangiaceae
Exons: 9
Coding region: 1-822 (273 amino acids)
Cellular component (GO): cytoplasm
Molecular function (GO): phosphatase activity
Source: RefSeq, a predicted model, not a curated record